Drosophila navojoa is the source of this 1261-nucleotide messenger RNA. Its product is annotated as phenoloxidase-activating factor 2. NCBI's taxonomy places the organism in Eukaryota, Metazoa, Arthropoda, Insecta, Diptera, Drosophilidae. Gene Ontology annotation, molecular function: serine-type endopeptidase activity. The record is from RefSeq and is a predicted model, not a curated record. Gene Ontology annotation, biological process: proteolysis.
UGUUUCUUUUAGAAAACAUGAUGAAAAUUAAGUGUUUUAUUGUAGUGCUUUUUGCAUGCUAUUGCCUGGGCGAUGAUACCUCGUUAAACGAUCUUAUUGCUGAGAUUUUUAAAACAGACAGUUCCACUCCUUCAACCCCGAUACAUCCCACCCAGUCUACGCGGCCUUCACAAAUAGCUGAGACUGCUAAAGAGAAAACCAAGUAUGAGUCAUGUGGUAUACAGAAGGAAUGUGUGCCCCGAUGGUUAUGUGCGAAUGAUACGAUAAAUACUAGUGGAGAAAAUAUAAUAGAUAUUCGAUUCGACGGAACUUGCUCAAAUUAUUUGGAACUAUGUUGUGAAAUUCCCAACAAGAAAGAAAAGCCAGAUAUAACAAUCGAACCUAUUGAUCGGGGCUGUGGAUACCAAAACCCUAACGGAGUUGGUUUUAAGAUAACGGGAGCGAUUGAUCAAGAAGCAGAAUUUGGAGAAUUUCCAUGGAUGGUUGCAAUUUUAAGAGAAGAAUCGCAACUCAACUUAUAUGAAUGUGGAGGCGCUUUGAUAGCCCCAGAUGUUAUAUUGACAGCAGCCCAUUGUGUUCAUAAUAAGGAUGCAAAAUCCCUUAUAGUACGGGCUGGUGAAUGGGAUACGCAGACGAAAGUAGAAAUAAUUCCACACGAGGAUCGUUAUGUUAAGGAGAUAAUAUAUCACGAACAGUUUAAUAAGGGAUCACUUUAUAAUGAUGUUGCACUGCUUUUCCUGGAAAGCCCAUUUAACUUGAAAAUGAAUAUUCAACCUAUUUGCCUACCGAAUGUAGGAGAGGAAUUCGAGCUGGAUCGCUGUUACGCAACUGGUUGGGGAAAAAAUAAAUUUGGAAAGGAAGGCGAAUAUCAAGUUAUUUUGAAAAAAAUAGAUUUACCCGUCGUUUCAAACGCAAAAUGCCAAGCCAAUUUACGGGAAACACGACUUGGAAGGCAUUUUAUAUUGCAUGAUAGCUUUAUGUGUGCUGGGGGAGAAAAGGGUAAGGACACUUGUAAGGGCGAUGGUGGCUCACCAUUAGUGUGUCCAAUUAAAAAUCAACCAAAUCGAUUCAAAUCCGCUGGCAUAGUCGCAUGGGGUAUAGGUUGUGGCGAAGAGAAUAUACCUGGUGUAUACGCUAAGGUUUCUUAUUUAAGACCAUGGGUAGACCAAAAGCUUGCUUUGCGACAGGUUGAUUCCAAAUAUUUUACGCCCUAAUCGAGCAUUUUAAAUAGUUUAAAUAAGAGUUGUAUGAAUUUCGUUCA